ACAAAAUCGAUACAAAUAACCUUCGAUAAAUACCACAAAUGCUGCAUUUGCCCAUUAUUUAUUGAAUCAUAAAGUGAACAUGGAUUUCAACGUGAAGAAGAUCGUUAAGGAUGCGGGAGCCGCGAUAAGCAGGGUGGUGCAGUACACGGAAGAGAAGCUGGGGACGUCGGAGAAAACGGAACUGGACGCCCACUUCGAGAACCUGUGGGACAGGGCGGAGAACACGAAGAAUUUCACUGAAAAGAUCGUGCGAAAUGCCGAGGCGGUGCUCAUUCCCAAUCCCGGGAACCGCAUCGAGGAUUAUAUUUAUGAAAAGAUCGAGAAAAAGAGGCCUUCCAGGCUGAGCAACCUGGAGUACUUGGGUUUGGAUAUGAUAGAGGCGGGAAGUGUUUAUGGCCCUGGCACUGCCUAUGGUAGUGCCUUGAUCAAAGUAGGGCAAUGGGAACAAAAACUUGGGCAGAAUGAGAGGGAUUUUAUUGGAUCAGCUGGGAUGUGUUUCACACAGCCUCUCAGAAAAUUUUUGGAUACUGAAAUGAAGACAAUACUCAAAGAGAAAAAUCUGUUGGAAAUCAAAAGAUUGGAUCUGGAUUCAUGCAAGAAUAGGGUGAGGAAAGCUAGGGGCAUGUUGGGGCAACAAGCGAAGGAUGGAGUAUCUCCUGAAGUACUUCUAGAGCAGGCUGAAAGAGACUUGAGGAUUGCCCAAUCAGAAUUUGAUAGACAAACAGAGAUUACAAAAUUGCUGUUGGAAGGAGUCUCCAGCUCACACGCCCAACAUUUAAGGUGUUUGCACGAUUUCGUCGAGACCCAGGCCAGAUUUUACUCCCAGUGUACAACAAUCAUGACUGAACUGCAAAGGGAACUAGCCAGCCUGUCCGGCAUUCCAAACACCCAACAAAACUCAAUACACAGCGAAGACUCGUCGCCGGAAAAUCAAAUCGAUACGAACAGAGCGAGAGUACUUUAUGAUUACGAGGCCAAGGAUUCGACUGAGCUCAACUUAAGCGCAAACGAGGUAAUACUGGUGAGAGAAAUCAACGACGAGGAUUAUUUAUUGGGCAUUAGAGGGAAUGAAAAGGGCAGAGUGCCUAAAGCCUUUCUGGAAACCAUUUCUUAAUUCACCGUGGUUUUAUUGUGUUGUCGGAAAGGUCAAAACGAAAAGUGUCAUUCCUCCUGUUGUAUCUUUAAAAUACGUUUUACGUUGAAUUAUUGUUACCAAAAUAUAUUAAAUUAGAAUAUUUAUUUUUUUAUCUCAAAUUAUUAAUUAUUUAAAUAUUGUCAUUCCUUAUAAAAAGACAUUGAUUUAGUUAUAGGUUUAAUAUUGUACUGCUUUAGUUAUAGUUUUACAUACUCAAAUUAAAUGUCUAUUGGAUAUUGAUAUGAAAUUUCGUGCAUUACUCAUAUUGAAUGCAAUAAUCUUAGUCAAUAAUUUGGUGCAAUUGAAAAUUCGUCUAUUAUCAGGCUUUAAGAGAAUCAAUACCUAAUAUUUAUCCCUUCAAAUGUGUUAUUAGUGUAGUUGUUUAUUAAAUUGUUAGUCAAGCUCUUGUUGAAUGUUAUUACUAAAUAAAAUAUUGUACAUUUUAAA
Molecule: messenger RNA, 1582 nt
Organism: Aethina tumida (small hive beetle)
Lineage: Eukaryota; Metazoa; Arthropoda; Insecta; Coleoptera; Nitidulidae
Gene: EndoB
Product: endophilin-B1
Exons: 7
Coding region: 80-1114 (344 amino acids)
Biological process (GO): membrane organization
Cellular component (GO): cytoplasm; membrane
Molecular function (GO): protein binding
Source: RefSeq, a predicted model, not a curated record